UAAACUAAAAUGGCGUCUACACUCUACGUCUCUACUGAGGACUCCGACGGUCCGACCAGUUCCCAGUUUCCCGCUCUAUUGCCACUACACCCGUACGCUUCCGCUUAUAGGCGGCCAUUAUUGCACCUUCAAUGAUACAGAUGGGUAGCUUUUCUAGGGGAAAAAUAGAUACGGCUGGUGGGCAUUAUCUGCCUUCUCAGUUGACCAUAUGGAAGACUUCUUUGUGCCCUCAGAUAGUUGCACGUUUCCUAGCAAUGCCUCAAAAGAAUAGUGAGUGUUCCCUUAAUUGCGGUUUGGUGAUUAAUUGUUCGGGUUAUUCUGGGCAUAUGCUUGUUCAAGCCUCAAAGUUGAAGGAUAAUGGAGAGUUAGAGGAAAGUGUUGGAUCCACUGCAAGGUCGACGGGUAAUGAUAUAUCUAGGAGUCUGAAUGGGAAAGCUGCAAAAGGGUCUGGGACAACAGCCAGAGGAAGGAGGUUGUUAAAGGUCCGGGAGGAGAAGAGGAAACGGGAAUAUGAUCGUCUUCACAACUAUCCUGCUUGGGCCAAGGUACUGGAAGAUGCCUGCCAGCAUGACACUGAGCUCCGAGCUGUUCUAGGGGAUAGUAUAGGAAACCCAGAGCUUAUGAGGAAAAGGGUUGAAGAAAGGGUUCGAACCAAGGGCCAAGAUUUCCACAAGUCUAAAACAGGAUCUGUCCUUGCUUUUAAAGUCAGCUUUAGAGAUUUCAAUCCGCUGGAUUCCUACAUAUGGUUUGAACUAUAUGGAGCACCAUCUGAUCGGGAAGUUGAACUUAUUGGUAGUGUUGUUCAGGCAUGGUAUGUCAUGGGCCGUUUAGGUGCUUUCAACUCAUCUAACUUGCAGUUGGCAAACUCAUCCAUGGACAACAAUCCUCUCUACGAUGAAGAUGCGGGUUCCAAGGUGAUGCCAUCAUCGUUUCAUGAUAUAAGUGAUGUCGAGUUCCAGGACAACUGGGGUAGAGUUUGGGUAGAUCUUGGCACGUCUGAUUUCUUUUCUAUUGAUGUGCUUCUCAACUGCUUGACUGCGUUGAGCUCAGAAUACUUGGGCAUUCAACAGGUAGUAUUUGGUGGUCGCCGCAUGGGUGAUUGGGAAGAUGGAAUGACAGACCCUGAAGACGGAUACAAAUACUUCAAAAUAUGAGUAGAAACGGGAGAACACAAAAGAAAACGGAAGCGAGUCAUAUACAAUCCACCGGUACAUCUUCUUUUUGCGUUUAGAUAGCGAGAGUGCUUGGGGUUUCCUCUUUUUCGCAUAUUAGCUGCAUCAUUUACUGUAUGAGUUAUGAGUAUCUUUACCUUGUUGGAGCCUGGGGGUGAAGGGGAAGCUGCAGCUGGUAUCAUAUGUAGUAGAACUGCUCUUAUCUGGUAAACAAAAAUUACUGAUUUGUAAUAGCAGAGUUCAUCUGUUAUAUCCUGGCAAUGCAAAGUUUUGGUGGAGUUGGUUGAGAAA
This is a messenger RNA of Ipomoea nil (Japanese morning glory), 1463 nucleotides long. RefSeq lists its product as uncharacterized. The transcript is spliced from 9 exons. Bases 132 to 1154 code for a protein of 340 amino acids. NCBI's taxonomy places the organism in Eukaryota, Viridiplantae, Streptophyta, Magnoliopsida, Solanales, Convolvulaceae. The record is from RefSeq and is a predicted model, not a curated record.